Abrus precatorius (Indian licorice) is the source of this 1257-nucleotide messenger RNA. RefSeq names its product probable serine/threonine-protein kinase PBL7. Gene Ontology annotation, biological process: protein phosphorylation. The transcript has 5 exons. Lineage: Eukaryota; Viridiplantae; Streptophyta; Magnoliopsida; Fabales; Fabaceae. The record is from RefSeq and is a predicted model, not a curated record. The coding region runs from base 1 to 1257 and encodes 418 amino acids. Gene Ontology annotation, molecular function: protein kinase activity; ATP binding.
AUGGGUCGAUGCCCUUGUUUUGGGUUGAGGAGGAAGGGCAAAGGGAAGAACCUCAAGACUCAGGAGGAAGAAAACAAGGUUGCGAAGAAUGAUGAACCUGAAGAGAAUGUCCCUCAAAAAUCUUCAGGAGUUAGACCAGAAGAAAAUCAAACAGAAGAGAGUAUUCCCUCUAAUAAGGCUCACAUAUUUACCUUCCGAGAGCUUGCAACGGCAACAAAAAAUUUUAGGGAUGAAACCUUUAUUGGGCAAGGUGGGUUUGGCACUGUUUACAAAGGAAAGUUAGAGAAAACAAAUCAGGUUGUAGCUGUUAAAAGACUUGAUACUACUGGUGUCCAAGGGGAGAAAGAAUUUCUGGUGGAAGUUCUCAUGCUUUCUCUUCUACGCCAUGCCAACCUUGUUAACAUGAUUGGUUACUGUGCUGAAGGGGAUCAACGUCUUCUUGUGUAUGAAUACAUGCCUUUGGGAUCCUUAGAAUCUCAUCUCCAUGAUAUUUCAUCUGAUAAAGAACCUCUUGAUUGGAAUACCAGAAUGAUGAUAGCUGGUGGAGCAGCAAAUGGACUAAACUAUUUGCACCAUGAAGCAAAGCCUUCUGUUAUAUACAGGGAUCUAAAAUCUUCCAACAUACUAUUGGAUGAAGAUUUCCAUCCAAAACUUUCUGAUUUUGGGCUUGCAAAAUUUGGUCCAACUGGAGACCAAUCAUAUGUUGCCACUAGGGUUAUGGGAACACAAGGUUACUGUGCCCCAGAAUAUGCCACUAGUGGAAAAUUAACAAUGAGAUCAGACAUUUACAGUUUCGGGGUUGUGUUAUUGGAGUUAAUUACUGGACGUAGAGCAUAUGAUGAUACUCGUGGCCCAGACAAGCAUCUCGUUGACUGGGCACGCCCAGUGUUUAGGGACAAAAGGAGUUUUCCAAGAUUGGCAGAUCCACGGUUGAAAGGUCAGUUCCCAGGAUCUGGUCUAAGGAUGGCCGUUGAAUUAGCAGCCAUGUGUCUUCGAGAAGAGCCACGUCACCGGCCUGAUGCGGGUGAUAUAGUGCUAGCUAUAGAGUACUUGUCAUCCAAGCAAUAUGCCCCAAAAGUAUCCAACGUAGUUAACACAGGAGGGAUAGAGAGUGACGAGUCCUCAAAAGAGACAUCAGUGAUUUUGCCUAAAGACUCACAAAGAGAGCGAGCUGUUGCUGAGGCCAAGCUGUGGGGAGAGACGUGGAGACAGAAAAGACAAAGUUGUCAAAGUAGUCCUGAGGAAGCAAAUAGGUAG